Suillus plorans is the source of this 1651-nucleotide messenger RNA. RefSeq lists its product as uncharacterized. The record is from RefSeq and is a predicted model, not a curated record. The transcript is spliced from 4 exons. NCBI's taxonomy places the organism in Eukaryota, Fungi, Basidiomycota, Agaricomycetes, Boletales, Suillaceae. The coding region runs from base 115 to 1407 and encodes 430 amino acids.
AGUCCGCCCAAGUUCCGCGCGGUGAUAAGCAUAGGCCCAUUGGGAACGAUCCUUCGGGUAUUGCCGAAGAAGGAUGUGAAUUGAGAGCGAACCUUGUGUCAGCUUCACGAUACUAUGGCCAGCGAUCCCAGGGUGAGCAAACCCAGGUUGCCCAAGGCUUAUACCGACGAACAGCUCAUCUUUCUGCGAAGUCACAUAAGCGGCUUCGAGACACGUACUCGCGGACAUGUGAGAGGCGACGCCAAGAAGUUCGCGUUAGACCGCGCCAAUGAGUUCCUUGUCCGUUUCGGCAUGCCCGAAGACCUCCAGGGCAUCGACGAGGCAGAGCCAAGGUUCCGGGAGCAAAUAUACAAUUGGUACAAGAAUACCGUGGGCCGAGCGAGACGAAAGCUUGAGGGAAGAACGAGAUCCAAGAAGCCAGCUGAGAAAGUUUCUGGGUCCCCUGGUCACAAUAGCUUAACAUGGAGCCCGAAUCUUGAGACUCCAACCACUGUGUCGUAUGCCCAAAACGACAUAGCAGCCCAAACUGCCAGCUCGUCAUCGCAACAGCAGCAGCAAUCUCAACAUGUACCUCCCCCUCCGCCUACUGGUCAUAUACAAUUCAGUUUCCAGACUAACGUAUCAGUGCCUUCUGCAGCCACACUUGCUCUAAAAGCUAGCCCCAACGCUUUGAGAGAGGCGUUCUUUACACGAGGAAUAGACGUUUCGACGCUCUCAUCGCUCAUUCAAAGUUAUGUCCUGUCACACCCCUCGCCCACACCAUUAAAUCCCAUAAUCGACGCUCUCUUUGCGGCUGUCACUACAUCUCUCAACGCCCCGACAGCCUCACGGACUGCUUCAAACCACGACACGAUCAUAACUAUCCUACGUCGUUUCACCGAAGCAUGUGGGUAUUUCCCGGCGACGGUAGUGCAUGCAGGUGUCUCCGGUCCAGUUGCCGGCCCUCGCGCAUUGCAGAUGGCGAUUCGUAAAUCGUCCGUAUGGUACCCGGUCCUUACCCCGGCAAGUGGGACUACGAUGAGCGAUGAAAUGGAGCGUAUCGCCGCAGACCGCCAAAAGCGGAAAGACUAUAUCCAAUGGGCGCAAAUUCAUGGCGCAGCGCUGGAACUUGGUUUGUUGAGUUUCCGUGGCGACUACGCCAGCACUGCCGAAUCGCUGUCGGAGUUGAUGGCACGCGAUGCAGUCUGGGAGGCAGACGAAGUGGAGUGGGUUGCAGGCAUAUUUGUUCUGCAAUCUCUCAUCAGGACUGGGUCAUUGGCUCGGAAACAUGAGUAUGAGCAACUACUGUCCACCUAUGAGGGGAGGUGGAAGGAGAUUAAGGACGAAGCGCGACAAGCGCUUGUAACGGAGGUGUUGUUGAGCGCUCAACAGGACCUGGCUCACAUGGACGAGAGGCGCGUCCAGUGAGCGUUGAGAUAGUAUCUAGUUUGGAGGGAUUUAAUACCGAGGUCCUUGUGCUGCAUGCAACGUCCUUGACUGCCGUUACCAGACGCGACCCUUUGUCGCUGUCUCACCAUUACAAUAAUAUGCCUACUAUCAUACAAGAAUUGAAACAAGGGCUAUCGUGGCCUGCUUACAACUUUCGAGCGAGAUUGCUUGAAGUAGUCUCCUGAACAUGUGAAUGACUACUUUCCCCGGAUUAACGUUAACG